Messenger RNA from Uloborus diversus, 1679 nucleotides. RefSeq names its product phosphatidylinositol N-acetylglucosaminyltransferase subunit C-like (gene PIG-C). The coding region runs from base 91 to 984 and encodes 297 amino acids. The record is from RefSeq and is a predicted model, not a curated record. Gene Ontology annotation, cellular component: membrane; glycosylphosphatidylinositol-N-acetylglucosaminyltransferase (GPI-GnT) complex. NCBI's taxonomy places the organism in Eukaryota, Metazoa, Arthropoda, Arachnida, Araneae, Uloboridae. Gene Ontology annotation, biological process: GPI anchor biosynthetic process. The transcript has a single exon.
CUGCAACUGUGAAGACAACAAAAACAAAUGCUUGAAACGGCGUUGUUUAGUUUAUAAUGGAUUUCGUGUUGAAAUUGAAACAAUCUGGACAUGACUAAAAAGUGGCAAAAAAUCCUAUACGAUAAACAAGGUGUUCCAGACAACUAUGUUGAUCCUACCUUUCUAUCAGACUUGAAGAAAAAUGUUAAUCUUCGUAAAUAUUCAAUGUCUGAAGCCGUCAUCGGCGUGCUUCCUGUGACGCAUGAGAUUUGUUGCACUGUUUUGUUUGUUUUGACAUUUAUUUUUUUAAAAGAAGAAAUAUCAUCCAUUUUCGGAACAGUAGGAGGUGUUUUAUUGCUUCUUCUUGUCUCGAAUCUUCUUCAUUUACCUUUCGCUAAUAUUAGCACUAUUAAACUUGGACAGUUGAAGUUUAUGGAUUUCACUAAAAGUUGCGUGAUAUUUUUGGGCUUCGGAUACAUUUUUUCACCCAUUUUAAAAGACUUAACUAAAACUGUUAGUACAGAUACUAUUUAUGCUAUGACAUCUUUAAUGCUGAUUGUUCACGUUUUCUUUCAAGAUUAUGGUGCUGAAGCUGCAAUAGUUUCAAGCAGUUUAUCUGUAAAUUCUGCCUUAUUUGCCGCAGUUUGUUUAUCUUCAAGACUUCCGACUGUAUUUCACACGUUUGCUCUUGUCAUAUUAGCUGUUAAAAUAUUUGUUUUAUUGCCCUUAUUUAGAAGAGCCUUUAAAGAAUCCAAUAUAAGCAUGUUUUUGAACACUGUAAUGUUAUUUAUAACUGAUUUAGUAAUCCUAGUCUACCUUUCUCUUUUCUAUGCUAUUCUUUUUACUGUACUUUGUUUUGUAAUCAAUAUUCUAUGUCCUUCUUUAUUUGUUUAUUGCCAAAAGUAUAAAGACAACAUAUUCGGGCCCUGGGAUGAAGCUAUUGUAAGGCAAGAACAAAAAGCAAAAAAGAAUCAUGAUCCACUUUCAGAGGAACUUGUCAGUUAAUGAGAUUACAUCUUAAAUUGCCUAAUUUCCUAUUGUAUCCAGAAGCAAACAAUUUCAUAUGCAGAAAAAAAAAUGAAAUCCUUAUGAAUUUUCUGAUCUUAACGUACUAACUUAUAUAGAAUUUGAUCCUCAAAUGAGCCUUUACAAGCUCAUUUCAUAAAUUCGCCCAAAAUCUACUACACUACUAAAUUGCAACAGUUUUUGUUUAUUUGAUCAUUUCGAUACUUUACUUUUCAUUGCAGCCUUUUUCUCUGAAUUUUCAUCUUAAGGUUAAAUUUGAAUGAAGUUUUCCCAAGAGAAAAAAGAAAUUAUUGUAAAUUUUCCUCACUGUUUUUAAGAAACUAAUGAACAAUUUGCCAAAAACCAAAAAAAAAAAAAAAAAAAGGAAAAGUUCAUACUGUUUCAAAAUGUUUACAGAACCCUCAUUCAAUGGUAAUGAUGAACAACAAUGAAAAUAUAUCACAUUGUCAAGAGCUAUGAGGGCAUAUACUCUGAAAAAAUUACAAUUAAAAUUUAAAAAAAUCUCAUGAGGGAGGGGGGGGGGGCACCAAAUUCUAUGUAGGCUACUGGUGUUAGUUCAAGAGUUACGUUAAUGCAGCAAACCCAAUUUUGGAUUUGUAAAGUAAAAAUAUGUUUCUAAAUGUAGAAUUCCAUAGUCAUGAUUAAGUGUAACUAUACAAAUCCUAGUGACCAAU